Messenger RNA from Diachasmimorpha longicaudata, 890 nucleotides. Its product is annotated as anaphase-promoting complex subunit 15-like. Gene Ontology annotation, cellular component: anaphase-promoting complex. The record is from RefSeq and is a predicted model, not a curated record. Bases 321 to 725 code for a protein of 134 amino acids. The transcript is spliced from 4 exons. NCBI's taxonomy places the organism in Eukaryota, Metazoa, Arthropoda, Insecta, Hymenoptera, Braconidae. Gene Ontology annotation, biological process: regulation of mitotic cell cycle spindle assembly checkpoint.
AGUUUGGUGAAAUUUGUAUCAUCAAUUUGGUGUCAAUUUUCGGUUUAUACCUCGCCCUGACCCAAAAUUAGUCGUUCAAUUGGCUGGUUCCAGGACAAAUUUUCGUACCACUUUCUAAAUUUCCUAUCUUGUCGUCAUGAAGUUAGUUCUUCGAAUUCUUUAAAGAUGACCUCAGAAAUGCUGUUCAUGUCAACGAAGAACGACUGCGCAGGCGCACGCGGCAGACCGCCAUUUCUGCUAUUCUGUUUACCUCGACACCAGUUGUUUUGCGUAGAAAAGCAAACGAAAUCAUUUAGUCAACAGUUUUAAUUAUUUAUAAAAUGUCGUUCAUGCCACUCUGGCCCAAUCUACAACCGAGGUCUACAGAUCCUCUCUGGUUCAAUGCAGACAAACCGUGUGACGACGAGGAAGAAGUUGAUAAGCUUGAGACGCUUCAUCAAACCUGGAAAGACAGGACUAGAGCUACUGGCAGUGAUCAAAUUCCCAUUGGAAAAUCAGCUAGUGAUUUCAGAGGAUCAGAAGAAGAGGAGGAAGAGGAGGAGGAGGAAGAAGGAGAGGGAGAGGAGGAAGAGGAGUCCGAUACUCAUGAGGACGAGGAGGAAGAGUUCGACGAGAUUGAUAUGGAGGUGAGCUAUUCACACCAGCAACAGAGGUCCAGCCCCACGGACGCUGUUACCGACCCUGUCUCCAUCAGAAUGGUCACUCAAGGGGCACGAUACACUUAAGAAGGACUCGGCAUCAUAAGCCCCCGAAUUAGAAAGCUGAAGUUGAGGUGGUGAUUAGCUGUCACUACGGCGGGUGAGAAGGGGAGCAGUGGAGGGAAAUGCGGAUGUUCACGAAACACCACUAUGUACACAGCACACACGCACACACAGGCCCAUUUUUCAAUC